This is a messenger RNA of Aspergillus thermomutatus, 786 nucleotides long. RefSeq names its product GNAT family N-acetyltransferase. NCBI's taxonomy places the organism in Eukaryota, Fungi, Ascomycota, Eurotiomycetes, Eurotiales, Aspergillaceae. Gene Ontology annotation, molecular function: acyltransferase activity, transferring groups other than amino-acyl groups. The record is from RefSeq and is a predicted model, not a curated record. The transcript has 3 exons. Bases 1 to 786 code for a protein of 261 amino acids.
AUGUCUGCUGGCCCGAAAUUGGAACUCUUUCGCGUCUACAAUGAUCCACGAUCAUUGUCCGCAGUCGCCAAUACAAUUACUCUCUCCUUCGCCCACGAUCCCUUAAUCAGAUGGUUGCGUCCGCUCGUGGCCCCAUGGGCACGACACGAUUUCGAAACAUACAGAUGGCAGUAUCGCCGGGUUCAACGGGCCACUGUAGAGGGUCUUGUCUUGCAAUCCACCUCGGUCACACAAAUGGGCCAAAUGUUCCCGUCUAAGCAUCCGCAAUCGAAGCAUGCAGAAGCAGUGGCCACAGAGCCAGACCGAGACGGGAAGGUUGACGGCGACGCAGGAGCAGUUGUUAUGUUAUUUCCGCCUCCGAGCCAUCUGAAAUGGACGCCGGGUAGAAUCUUUCUUGCUUGCCAACUGCGGUUGCUAGAUAUUUUCAGUCCGGUUUCCGAGAAGGGAACCAGCGAACAGAGAAUGGAGAGAAUGAUGGCUGCUCAUAACGACGCCAUUGACCGAGUCAAAAAACAGUAUCAACUGAAGAACCUGUGGUACCUGGAGGUGAUCGCUGUUCAUCCCUCCCUUCAAGCCCGAGGCCUCGGGAAGAAGGUCAUGGGCUGCGUCUUAGACUAUGCCAAGCACGAGCCCAUAGUACUCGAAUGUACGAGCGAGAGUAACAUUUCAUUUUAUAUGAGUCUGGGGUUUGAAGUCGUCGAUGAGGUCGAGCUAGUCGACGAUGACGAAGCAGUACGAUUGUGGGUUAUGCUGCGGCAAACAGUGAACAAAGACCCGGCAGAGUGA